Messenger RNA from Phialemonium atrogriseum, 1971 nucleotides. Its product is annotated as PAB-dependent poly(A)-specific ribonuclease subunit 3, variant 2. Gene Ontology annotation, molecular function: poly(A) binding. Bases 1 to 1971 code for a protein of 656 amino acids. Gene Ontology annotation, cellular component: P-body; PAN complex. Gene Ontology annotation, biological process: mRNA processing; nuclear-transcribed mRNA poly(A) tail shortening. The record is from RefSeq and is a predicted model, not a curated record. The transcript is spliced from 6 exons. NCBI's taxonomy places the organism in Eukaryota, Fungi, Ascomycota, Sordariomycetes, Cephalothecales, Cephalothecaceae.
AUGCUCAGCCAGAGUCUACGACGCUGGCCUGUCAAGGCCGAUUCACGCCCUCCGCCGCCGCCGGAUGCCCAUUUCCAUAGCCACCCACGGCGACCCAGAUACCACCCUUUUUCUCCCUGGAUACCUCGCCACCCCACUGGCCGCCAAUUCCCGGCCGCUGAUUUUAACCAGGCGUCUAACAGUUCUGACCAUUUGUCUCACAGUUCCGGCAAGAAGGCUUUGAAUGUCGAUUCCCCGGCCUUCACGCCCUCCACUCAGCAGCAGACAGCUAAGAAAUCGACGUUUUCGUCCCAGGCCGCCAGUGCCGCCCCCUUUACCCCCAGAGGGGCCAGUGCUGGCAUGCUAGCGACUCCAUCUUUGCAACAAAAUGUUGAGGCUCCGGUGUUCAAUCCAGCGACGGUCAGGGAGUUCACGCCGCAGAACUACGACCUAGCCAACUCGGCAUCUCAGAAUAGCGCCGCGCAGGACACCACUUAUUCAACUGAUCACUUUACCCUGGGUUCUAUGGCCCAAGCACUUCCCUCGACGCCGUACAAUCCCUACGCGGGGGAGCACAGCGGCAUUGCUAAUGCGGGCGCUACGUAUUUCCAGUCUCACGGCGGGUUCGGCACGCCGCUGCAACCUCCCCAAUACCACCUCUAUGCGCCUAUCGGGCCUUACCGCGAGGAACUACUGCCUUACCAGAGAGCCGCCAGCGAGUUUUUCCUCUCGGACACGCUUCGUGAAGAGUUGCAGAAGAAAGCCCACGCGACUCUCCAAGUGAUGCCUAACACCGCCCUGCCACAACUGGACAGAUACCACUCGUUGUUUCCCCUGGACACCAGCAACCGCAAGAACACGACUAUAUUCGGCUUCCCAAGCUGGGUGUUCAAAGCCACAUCCAGCAAAAACGGCAAAUACUACUGCCUGAGGAGGAUCGAAGGUUAUAGGUUGACCAGUGAGCAUGCGAUCCAUGCUGCGAAGGAGUGGAAGACGAUCGUAAACGCGAACAUCGUCCGGUUCCACGAGGCGUUCACCAGCAGGGAGUUCGGUGACAGCUCACUCAUAUUCUGCCACGACUACCAUCCCUUGUCGAAGACGCUCGCCGAGCACCACUUCCCCGCGGUGCCGGCCAAUCGGUAUCGUACCGCGCCGACAGCCGUCCCCGAGAACGUUCUCUGGGGAUACAUCUGUCAGAUCGCGAAUGCGCUUAGAUCGAUCCACUCGGCCAAAUUAGCUGCCCGAUGUGUCGAGCUCAGCAAGAUAAUCCUGACGGACAAGAACCGCAUCCGGUUGGCCGCGUGCUCCAUCUUGGAUGUGGUGCAGUACGAGCCAAACCCCCGGCCUAUUGCGGAAUUUCAGCAGGAAGACUUUGUCCAAUUUGGAAAGGUUAUGCUCUCUCUGGCCACGUCGACGCUUCCGGUCCACAUCAACAACGUAUCCGCGGCCGUCGAGUCCCUCUCUGCCAAGUACUCUGACGGACUGAAAGACGUCAUCGCCUGGCUUGUCUCUGCCCCGAAGCCGGGCGACAACUCUAAGAACAUCGAUAACUUCAUGAGGGGUAUCACCGCGCACAUGGUGCAAUACAGCGAUCUCGCGCUGCAGGCGGCCGAUGGUAUCACCUCGGACCUCUACCGGGAGGUCGAGAAUGGCAGGCUCGUGCGCCUCCUGUGCAAACUGGGGACGAUCAAUGAGCGGGGCGAGUUUGCGGGGGACCCGAACUGGUCGGAACACGGAGAGCGAUACCCACUGAAGCUCUUCCGUGACUAUGUCUUCCACCAGGUUGACCAGGACGGGAAUCCGCGUCUGAAUCUAGGCCACAUGAUGGCCUGUAUGAACAAGCUCGACGCGGCGUCCGAGGAGAGGGUUUACCUGACGAGCCGUGAUGGCCAGGACGCGUUUAUCCUCACGUUCAAGGAGCUGAAGCAGAUGAUUGAGCGCGCGUUUAAUGAACUCGCGAAGCAAAGUAAGCAAGGAGCUCCCGGGGCCUGA